Molecule: messenger RNA, 1168 nt
Organism: Suillus discolor
Lineage: Eukaryota; Fungi; Basidiomycota; Agaricomycetes; Boletales; Suillaceae
Exons: 3
Coding region: 48-815 (255 amino acids)
Source: RefSeq, a predicted model, not a curated record
ACGGUAACGAACCUUACCGUUCCAUCCGACGAGCUCGCAUAAUCUUAAUGUCUUCUUCACCGUCGCUGUCAUCCUCAACGCCUACCCUUACCAGCUCAAUUGAUCAGCCGACUAGUCAAACCUCCAGCACGGGAGGUAACCAACCGCCAUCUACAUCAACUACACUAUAUCUCUUCACGUUCCUCGCCACCCUUUUCGUCCUCCUGCUCAUCUCUGCCUCUAUUAUAUUCCGUUCCUUCCUCGUGCGCCGUCGCUUUCGUCGGCGUGUCGAAGACGCUUUGGCACAAGGAAUCUAUAUUGACCUACAGCCCUCAGCACUCGGUCUUACUUCACGGUACAUCGGAGAGAAACCCAGCGUGCAUGAAGCGUGGGUUGAACAGGAUGUCUCACGGGAGAAAUCCCAAUGGCAAGCCAUCAUGCCUGUGGCGGUUCUUCUAACACACAGGGUCGAACCCACUGCGGAAUCCCAAUUACCUCAUGAAUCCAUACAGCAACAGCGACCCUCAUUCCUCGCGCGCUUCAAGCGACGCUCCGCAUCUCCUGACCCACAUCCGGCCACAAUUCUUCGACACUCUGCCUCCUCAGACGACUCCGCCUCCGUCUGUGUCUUGAUCUCCAUGCCUGACCCUUUCUCCCCAAUGCGCUUUAAGCAUUCAUCGGAAGAUUCGGCCACGUCGCAACUAAGUGACGGUAAAGAUCCGAACCUGGGCGUAACCCCAGGGAGGAUCAACGAUGAGGAAGGCGUCCCAAACGUUGUUUUUGGGGUGGCCGAACUUCCUGUGCUUGGUGGCUGGACAGAAGCAACAAUGGCGUAAUAUUUUCGGUUAUACACUUCCCUGGUAUGACAGACACGAAUAGGGUGGUAAUAUGAUAUAUUGAUCGGUGUGGACCUGUUUAACUAAUCUUGGCUCUAUAUCAAGUACUGUAUUCUUGUUUGUAACACUUACUACCACUUACCCACACCAUGAUACUCACCAUCCUAGUAUGCAUGUAGUAGGAACGAGGCUGCAGGAAUGUCCCUACUAACCCUUGCGGUUUCGCUGAGACAUAAUGUCAACGCCAUGAAGGCAUCCGUACCUGUUGCAACCUUGUGUGUCGCAUAACCCUGUCACUUGAGUCUUGAGCUUGAGUACUGUGCCUUUGUACACAGAAGCCUUGUACCUUCACU